Messenger RNA from Pomacea canaliculata, 1595 nucleotides. RefSeq names its product thyrostimulin alpha-2 subunit-like. The transcript is spliced from 4 exons. Lineage: Eukaryota; Metazoa; Mollusca; Gastropoda; Architaenioglossa; Ampullariidae. Gene Ontology annotation, molecular function: hormone receptor binding. The record is from RefSeq and is a predicted model, not a curated record. The coding region runs from base 1017 to 1442 and encodes 141 amino acids. Gene Ontology annotation, biological process: cell surface receptor signaling pathway.
CUGGGCGAGGGGAUGCACGCACGAUGCUACAGCAACGAGCAGGGACGAUAACAAGCCAUGCGUAAGCCCACGUGACCGGAGAGUGAUCGGCCCUUUUGUCCCCGGCGUCAUGCAGCAGGGAUAACAGGUUAAGCAUAGAGAGAAGCUCGUUUUGCUGGGCAAAUCAAGCGAGAGAGGCUGCUACCGGAAGAAGAGUAGAAACAUUGACGUGGCAAAGGAGGAUUGAGUGAGUGUGCGGGGAGGAGGAGGAGGAGCAGCACGAACAGAGGACUACCCCCACCCCACCCUGGUGACGUGCAGCACGUGCGAGGAAAAUAAAAUUUAAAAAAAACUGAGAGCGAGCACUGACAAUUACUGUCUAGCCGACUCCAAGUGUUGAGAGGAGAAUCUUCUCAAGUUCGCAUCUCCCCCUCCCCAUCCAACCCUCCAGCAUCCGAGGGGAUUUGUCGGUGCGAUACAUACACACACCCACUUAGCCAUCCACCCACGAGUCAGUCACCACCCGCCUGUCUUACUCGGAUAGCACCACCACCCCUCCAUACCUUUUCUCAGUCAAGUGCUGUGCGUCUUGCGUCACAAAAGCUGUGGGGUAUAUUUGACGAGAUCGCUGCGAUAGCUCAGUGGAUAAUAACGCCUGCGAUGAUACCUCGAUGCUUCGCGGAGUCUGUCUUCGCUGGUUGCGCUUAAUGAAGAAACCUAAUCUUUUCGUGUUGGUGCCUCGUCCUGCUGAACACGUACCCGCAGCGAAGAAACUCUAGGACAGAAUAACAAGACUUCAGCUAAAGUGGAGAGACCGAGCGAGAAGGGAGGCAACCGGAUUACUUCCUCCGCCUGAAGUGUUCUGAUCUACCAUCAAGGGGAGGGAAUUUUUUAAAAAAAAAAGCCAACGGUAAAGAGGCUGAAAAUUUUUAUUUUCAGUCGUCUUCACGCUUGGAAGCCACGCAAAGGCUGAACCGUUAUACUUCCAGAGCCUCUGCACAUCACCUGUCUCGCUGCUCUUAACAAGCGAAGUCAGGAUGAACGAGGGCACUCGGGGGCGUCCUGUCGCGCCAUUGAUGGUGGCGGUAACGAUCACUCUCGCUGCUCUGGUGGGCCUCGCGCAUCCCGGCGGCGCAACGGGUGCCCUUUCUUCCGCUCGUCACUCCUGGGAACGCCCUGGCUGCCACCUUGUAGGCCACACGCGCGUCGUCAGGAUUCCAGACUGCGUGCCCUUCAGAGUCACCACCAACGCGUGCCGCGGGUUCUGCCUGUCGUACGCCAUUCCGUCUCCCAUGGAAACCACCAGCUACAACCCAGACUACGUCAUCACAUCUCGGGCGGAGUGCUGCAGCAUCUUCGACACUCUUGACGUUCCUGUCCAGGUGAGGUGUUUGGAUGGUGCCAGAACAGUCGUCUUCAAAUCCGCACGUAGCUGCAGCUGCUCCAUAUGUCGACGAGAGUAGCGUCGCUUGCAUCCAUUGGUCCACUAUAAUGGCCACGUGACGUAGAAGGCAACCAGACUUGGAAGAGUGGACUGCUUGCUGGGCCUAAAUCAUGCUUUCAAACUCCUGAAUUGUAUUGAAUGCUCAAAGAAGUAAACCGAUAUGAAAGAGAAA